This is a messenger RNA of Acanthamoeba castellanii str. Neff, 771 nucleotides long. RefSeq lists its product as uncharacterized. The transcript is spliced from 4 exons. The coding region runs from base 1 to 771 and encodes 256 amino acids. The record is from RefSeq and is a predicted model, not a curated record. NCBI's taxonomy places the organism in Eukaryota, Discosea, Longamoebia, Acanthamoebidae.
AUGGCCGCCACGCUCGCAAUCCCUCUUCCUCCUCGUCCGGUCGAACUGGCCUCGUUCAUGCCCUCUUCGGCGCCGCUGCUCUCCGUCAGCGAGCGAGCCAGACGGCUCCACCGCCAACUGGCCUGGCGCCGCGCGCGCGGCUGCGACCCGUCCUACGUGAUGGAGCUCGACGGCACCACCAUCACCACUCUCCAGACACCGUGCGGCGAAGUAAAGGGGCUCGGCACCGGCGCCUCCGUGUGGGACACCGCCAUCGUUCUCGCCCGAUAUUUGGCCAAGGAGCGGACCAACUUCAACCCCAAGAAGGUCGUGGAGCUGGGUAGCGGCAACGGGCUGCUCGGGAUGGUCUGCGCCGUUCUCUUCGAGGAGGCCAACAUUACGCUCACGGACCAGAAGCCGCUGCUGCCGCUCAUCAAGCAGAACAUGGCGCACAACGUCGAAAACAUCCCCCAGCUGGCCCGAGUGGCGGUGGAGGAGUACAACUGGGGCGAGGAGACGGCGAUGAAGGACAUCAACCUCAUCAUCUGCUCCGACUGCGUGUACGACAUGGCGCCGUGGGACCUGCUGGUGGACUCGCUGCGGCUGCUGUGCAGCAGCGGGGACGAGUGCCGCGUCAUCAUCUCCAUGGAGCACCGCUACAGGAGCACCGAGGAGAAGUUCUUCAACUACGCCUCCCAGCACUUUGACAUCCACACCAUCCCUCGCGAGGAGCACGAUGCUGACUACUGUGCGGACGAUAUCGACCUCUACAUCCUCUCCUCACGGCGAUGA